Girardinichthys multiradiatus is the source of this 3904-nucleotide messenger RNA. It is a transcript of the gene sfmbt2, whose product is annotated as Scm like with four mbt domains 2. Gene Ontology annotation, molecular function: transcription corepressor activity; histone binding. Gene Ontology annotation, cellular component: nucleus. The transcript has 17 exons. NCBI's taxonomy places the organism in Eukaryota, Metazoa, Chordata, Actinopteri, Cyprinodontiformes, Goodeidae. Gene Ontology annotation, biological process: regulation of DNA-templated transcription. The record is from RefSeq and is a predicted model, not a curated record. The coding region runs from base 984 to 3299 and encodes 771 amino acids.
AUAGAAUAGACUUUAUUGUCAUUAUCACAAGUACAAUGAAAUUGAGAUGAAAAGGCUCUCUGGUCUGUGCAUAGAGCAAUAAAUAAUUUAUAUAAAAUAGAAAAAUAGAAGUAGUUGUUAAAACGAUAAAAUAAAACCACAUGUUCACACAUUCAUAGUGAAGCACAUUAUUGCAUCUCCUUUACAGUCUGGCUGUGCUGAGUUUAGCUGCUGCAGUUGGAUAAAAUAUGUUGUUGAAUCUUCUUGUCUUGCUUUAAUGGGUCUGUAGCAUCUGCCUGAUGGUACCAGUUCUAACAGAGCCUGACCCAGGUGACCAGGGUCCUUUAUGAUGUUCUGGACUUAUUGGGGACAGCAGGAACUGUGUGAGGAGAGGACAGCCAGUGAUCCUCUGGGCUGCGUCUGAGCCCCUCUACAGUUGGUGCACCUGACACAGAUGCAGUAGGUCAUUAUGCUCUCAAUAGAUCACCUAGGGGAGGACACCAGCAGUCUCUGUGGGAUGGUAUUUCUCCUCAGAACCCUCAGGAGGUGCAGUCGUCUCCUAAAGCAGGAUUGGUUUGUAACCAUUUCCAGACUGAUGGAUGUCAAGCACUUACUUCAGUAAUCAGGCCUGGUGCUGACUGGUGAAACUGAACCAAAAACAUUGGGUUAGUCACAGGUAAGUCAUGAUUUAACUAGGAAGGGGAUCCCUUGGUUUGGAUACAUUUUUCCUUAAUAAAUGAAAACUGCUUUUUGUUUUUACUCGGGUUAUCUUUGUCUGAUCAUAAAAUUGAACUGGUGUUUAGAAACAUUAUCAGUGUGACAAUAAAAAGCUGUUAAACCUUAAAGAGGGUAAAUACUUUUUAACAGCUCUGUUUGUUGGUGUUUUUUUUUUAUUUUUGCCUUACGUCAGGCUGAGCUCUGAGCAGCAGAGAUUUUUCCGCCGUGUGACCUUUGGCAGUUUCACAGUGACUCCUCCGGACUUUCGGCCUCUGAUUGAUGCAUGCAUGAAGCAGACUGGGUUGGGUAAAGAAAAACCAUCAUUUGGAAGGAAAGCCAUCAAGGAGAAAUACAGCAACUGGACAGAGUUUCUCAUUCAGGACCUGACCGGGUCCAGGACUGCACCGGCCAACCUGCUGGAGGGGCCGCUGCGAGGGAAGAACACGGUGGAUCUGAUUGUCGACGGCUCCGUCUUGGAGCUCCGGGACGUUUCUGACCCUCUCCUGUGCUGGCCGGUGAGAGUCGUCCAGAACAUCGGAGGGAGGCUCCGGCUGCGUCACGUCGGCCUCACCGAGGAUCACCGGGUCCAGGACAUUUGGCUUUUCUACCUGGAUGUCAGGCUCCGCCCACUUGGCUGGGCUUCUGAAAACGGCCUGGCCUUAGAACCACCGACAGAGCUCAGGCCGUUGAACAGUGAGUCUGAUUGGCAGCAGGCUCUGCAGGACGCUCGGCUGGACGGACAGAAGAACCCGCUGCCACUGGAGGUGUUCAAGGACCACAUGGACCUGCCCAAGCACUCGUUCAGGACAGGCAUGAAGCUGGAGAUGGUUUCUCCGUGGGAACAGCUCCAGAUCUGCCCUGUUUCUGUCACCAAGGUCUACAAUGAGAUUUACUUCCAGGUGACGCUGGACGACCUAUCUGCGGAUGCUACGACCCGCUCCGUUGUGUGUCACGCCAACUCGCCCGGCCUCCUGCCCGUCCAGUGGUGUCUAAAGAACGGCGUGGCGCUGGAGAGGCCUCUGGGCUGCGAGGGCCAGGACUUUGACUGGGCUGACUACCUGAAGCAGACCGGAUCUGAGGCAGCACCAGAUGCCUGCUUUCCUGAUACUUGGCAGACUCGAGGUUUCGCCAAGGACAUGUGGCUGGAGGCGGUGAACUCUUGGCGGCCGGAGGAGGUGUGUGUGGCUCAGAUCACUCAGGCUCGAGGACGCCUGCUGUGGCUCCGACUGGAAGGUGUGCUGAAGCCGCUGUCAGAGUGUAUCGUGGACGUGGAGUCCAUGGACAUCUUCCCCGUUGGCUGGUGUGAAGCCAACGCUUACCCUCUGACCCCUCCAAUCAAGCCCGUCUGCCAGAAGCAGAAGAAGAUCGCCGUGGUUCAGCCGGAGAAACAGUUGGCUCCAUCGCAGCCGGCCGAGCCAGCUCCUGUGAACCGCUGCCAGCCCGUCGCCAUGGAUCCAGGCUCAACCAACGGCCGUUACUGCUGCUCCAGGAUUUUUGUCAACCAUCGCUGUUUCUCAGGGCCUUACCUCAACAAGGGGCGCAUCACAGAGCUGCCGCAGGCUGUGGGACCCGGGAAAUGUACCUUGGUCCUGAAGGAGCUGCUGAGCAUGCUAAUUAACGCCGCCUACAAGCCUGGACGAGUCCUGAAGGAGCUGCAGGAGCUGGAGGACCAGAGCUGGGAAUGCCAGGAGGAGACCCUCAAAGCCAAAUACAAAGGGAAAACCUACCGCUCCACCAUCCGGAUAGUUCGUCUGGCUGAGCAGAUCCCAGAUUUCUGCCGUAAGGUGUGCAUGAAGCUGCAGUGCUGCCCCAACCUCUUCGGCACUGCCCUUGUUACCGACAAGUGCCCCGAGAACUGCUCGGUCCAAACUAAAACCAAAUACACUUAUUACUACGGGAAAAAGAGGAAGCUUUCCAAAGCAGCGGGCGGAGAGGAGGCAGCGGGAGGAGAGCCAGCCAAGCCACCGCGCCGCAGGAGGAAGAGGAAGGCUAUCUUUGUGCAGAAGAAAAGACGCUCGUCAAACAUUGACUACACUCCUGCUGGCUCUCCACAGGACAGCGAUGAGGCAGAGGACGAUGAAGACCUGGCGCUGCAGUCCGGCAGUGAAGGCACCAGCUCAGAGCCCCGUGACGACCACACAGACGCCUCGUUGGUUGAGGUGACCAGCAGCAGCGGCAGCCGGCGUCCCCGCCGAGCCGUGACACUUCGCAGGGCCUUCAGCGUCGGGACCUUCACAACCAUCCAAGAGACUCCAGGGGCCUGCAGGCGAUCGACCCGGUCCCUGUCUGCCCACCACCAGAACAACAAGUACCAGCCACAGAAAGGACAAGACGUUAAGGUCGAGGAGGACGACGGCCAGCUGGUUCUGGACAGGAACCCGCUGGAAUGGAGCGUAGACGAAGUCGUCCAGUUCAUUAACUCCACCGACUGUGCGUCACUGGCAAACAUCUUCAGGGAGCAGGACAUCGAUGGCCAGGCCCUGCUGCUGCUCACUCUGCCCACCGUCCAGGAAUGCAUGGACUUGAAGCUCGGGCCCGCCAUCAAACUGUGUCACCAGAUCGAGCGUGUUAAGGUUGCCUUUUAUAAACAGUUCGCCAACUGAGCCCACCACCGGACCCCACUCAGCCUGGAGGCAUGUCUUCUCUGGGGAGGAAGACUAUUACCUGCCUGCUCAUGUUUUCCUCAAAUUACAAGAAGAAAUUUGAGAAUUUUUAUUGGUUUUUUGAAUCUAUUGAACCUAAAAGCACAAAGAGGGUGACAACAGAAUGCUAUAUCGAGGGAUUUAUUUUGGUUCUUUUGCAGUACCCGAAAAACUUCCUGAAUUCCCUGCUGAUGAUCCGUGUGCUUUGCUGAUCUGUGAAGAAUUUAUUUUCAGGAGAAAUGUUUAAUUUCAUUGUUAUUUGGCUCAGAGGGACAUCCUAGCUGGUUUUUGUUGGUCUGACCUGAUUGGUUCCCUAAACAUAUAAUCCAAGAAUAUUUAACUUAACCAAGUAAUAUAUUUUGUUAUAUUUAUUAUGAUCUGGAUAUUUAAGGUAAAUUUGGAAGUAAAUUCUUUAGAACAACAACAGGAACCUUUAAAUUAAAAAAACUGCACUCUCUCCUUAUUGUUAUACAAAAACAGAUACAUCAGCUAAGAUAUUUUGUAUCCAUCUAUGCAAUUGUGUUGCAGAUAUUUUUGAUAAGAAAAUAAAUUUCUAUGGAUUUGUA